AUGGAAGAGGUCAUAUGGCUCGUGAUUGUCCUAACAAGAGGUUACUCUGAUGAAAUUUUGUGUGAUAUUGUCCCAAUGCAGUAUGCUCAUGUGCUGUUAGGUGGAAGAAAUACUAUUGAAAUCAAGGAAGGCAUCAAAAGAGGCGAAAUCAAUGCCAUAUUCCCCCUAUCCAAAAUCAAAGCCUCCACCUCCUCCAAUAUCCCUUUCCAUGCCAUUUUCAUCUCAAAACCUAGCAAAGGAAUCACCACAUCAUCCCUCUCUUCUUGCAACAAAAAAAAUGACAUUAAGAAGGCAAUAAGAAGGGGAGACACGUUUAACUUACUUGUCAUUCAUAAGCUUACCACUGAUCUUGAUUCUUCUCUUGUGUUACACUCUGAAUCUUGUUUUCGUAAUGCCUCUAUUAAUGAAUUGCUUGCUGAUUUUUCAGAUUUAUUCCCUAAAGAGAUGCCAAAAGGAUUGCCACCACUUAGAGGGAUUAAGCAUCAAAUCGACUUUGUCCCUGGAUCUACCUUGCCAAACCGACCAGCCUACAAAACCAAUCCCGUGGAAGCAAAGGAAAUCCAGAAACAGGUUGAAGAGCUUCUUGAAAUUGGACAUAUCGAGAAAGCUUGA
Messenger RNA from Ipomoea nil (Japanese morning glory), 612 nucleotides. RefSeq lists its product as uncharacterized. The coding region runs from base 1 to 612 and encodes 203 amino acids. Lineage: Eukaryota; Viridiplantae; Streptophyta; Magnoliopsida; Solanales; Convolvulaceae. The record is from RefSeq and is a predicted model, not a curated record. The transcript is spliced from 3 exons.